Molecule: messenger RNA, 777 nt
Organism: Culex quinquefasciatus (southern house mosquito)
Lineage: Eukaryota; Metazoa; Arthropoda; Insecta; Diptera; Culicidae
Product: venom allergen 3 homolog
Exons: 4
Coding region: 1-777 (258 amino acids)
Source: RefSeq, a predicted model, not a curated record
AUGACCCUUGCGGAGUGCCUUCUCCUGCUAUCACUGGCUGGUCUAUCCACCCAGCAGACCAACUACUGCGAUCCCAAGCUAUGCCCCAAGGGAGGUCCCCACAUUGCCUGCAACGGACUGACCAUCCUAGCCACUCCUUGCGGUUCCGGAUCACAGGAAACCCUUCUGGACUCGUCCCUCCAAGCGCUGAUCCUAGAUGCGCACAACAAACUGCGCAGCAAAGUCGCUUCCGGCCAGCAAACUUAUGCCGCGAACGCACUCUACCCGCAGGCAGCACGGAUGGCAACACUGCAAUGGGACAACGAGUUGGCCGCGAUUGCUGCAAGUAACGCUAGACGGUGCGUUUACGGUCAUGACAAGUGUCGCAACACGAUUGCCUUCCCUUACGCAGGUCAGAACAUCGCUAUGUUCUCGUACUCUGGGCAGACAUUCACCGUGAACGAACUGAUCACCGGAUUUGUCAACGAUUGGUUCUCGGAGUUCAAGGACGCGAAUCCCAACUAUGUAGCUUCGUAUCCAAGAGGAUAUACGGGCCCAGAUAUUGGUCACUUCACGCAGAUCGUCUCAGAUCGAACCAAUCGGAUCGGUUGCUCCCUGGUGAAGUACGAUGAGGACGGGUGGACGAAUCAGUACUUUGUGUGCAACUAUGCCUUGACUAACAUAGUUGGUCAACCGAUUUACGCAGCUGGAAAUGCCUGUUCUAAGUGUACUUCCGGUUGCAACGCGGCCUACCCAGGACUGUGCAACGCAAACGAAAACGUCAGUCCGAUCCCUUGA